Messenger RNA from Solenopsis invicta (red fire ant), 2474 nucleotides. RefSeq names its product polypeptide N-acetylgalactosaminyltransferase 1. The coding region runs from base 610 to 2394 and encodes 594 amino acids. NCBI's taxonomy places the organism in Eukaryota, Metazoa, Arthropoda, Insecta, Hymenoptera, Formicidae. Gene Ontology annotation, biological process: transmembrane transport. Gene Ontology annotation, molecular function: transmembrane transporter activity. The record is from RefSeq and is a predicted model, not a curated record. The transcript is spliced from 9 exons. Gene Ontology annotation, cellular component: membrane; Golgi apparatus.
UCAAAAAUCUGCAUAAAUACAAAAUCUGAAAAAAAAUUCCUAAAAAUAUAAAAUUGAGAAUUUUUUUCAUUAGGAUGAAAAUUGACAUUUACCUAUGUAUUUUAUACGCGACUUAUAAAAGAAGAGAAAAGCGAUAGAUACACAUUACAUAUAUGUACAACCGGUUAGAGCGGUCUCCAGUACAGACACCGAUACACACUUAAAUUUAACCUUUUCCUCUCUUUCGUUCUUUUUACUGUAUCAGUAUAACACGAGCAAGUGCAAGCAAGUAUAUCCGGCAUAUUAUGCUGAUUAAUCGCAACAUAUGUAGCAUAUUUUUACUACAUUAAUAUAUUUUUCAAGUGUAUAUACGAAGCUGGUCGCAGUAGCAUUUUUCACGCUGAACUUUAAUUCACCUGUUGCAGUAAUUGCAGUUGCGCACGUGAUAUGAAUGAAGUAUAUACAAUCAACCAGCACCUCACACGUUUGAUGAGUGUUUCUCCGCCAUAACCUAACGCAUCUGCGCCAAUAUCUCGUCAACAAUAAUUGCAGCAGUUAGCAUGCUAAUUAUUUGAUAAUUCUCGUCAGGAUGGUGUAUUCUGACAGUAUAUCCGAUGGUAUAUUGGAAAAAUGAUGUCUACCCGUCGCAAAUCUCUGCUGAAAUUGUCACUUUGCAUACUGUAUAUAAUCGGCAUUCUGAUAAUCGCCAAGCAAAUAUUUCGUCUUGGGAUUAAUGGAGACCAGUCUACGUUCCCAAGGAGUAAUAAUUAUUCUGGGAGGCAAAAAGAUGUGGACGCUGCAUUACAGAGAUUACAAAUGGACAGGUAUGAGCAACAGAUAUCAAAAUUGGAACACAAUGUUGUACCUGAACUCGGAGACAAUGGAAAACCUUCUUAUUUAUAUGGAAAAGACAAGAUUCUCGGUGAAGCGGCACUUGCAAAAAAAGCGUUGAAUAUCGUCCUCUCAAACAAGAUAUCAUUAAACAGAAAUUUGCCAGAUGUACGCAACCCACUAUGUGCAAAUGUUACAUAUGACAGAUUAUUACCAAGUGCUAGUAUAAUAAUUAUUUUUUAUAAUGAACCGUGGAGUGUUUUAUUACGGACAGUACACAGUGUCUUGAGACGUUCUCCACCAAACUUAUUAAAAGAAAUAAUUUUAGUGGACGAUCAUAGUGAAGAAGAAGAACUUCAGGGACAAUUAGAUUAUUAUCUUUCGACGCGUUUACCUACUAAAGUGAAACUGAUGAGAUUACCAUACAGACAAGGAUUGAUACGCGCUCGUCUUCAUGGGGCAAAAAAUGCUAUAGGCGAUGUUCUUGUCUUCCUGGAUGCGCAUUGUGAAGUUAUUAAAGACUGGUUACAACCUCUGCUACAGCGAAUAAAGGAUAAUAGAAAUGCUGUACUAAUGCCAAUAAUUGAUAAUAUUUCUGAGGAGACAUUAGAAUACUUCCACGAUAAUGAAGCAUUUUUCUUUCAAGUUGGUGGUUUUACAUGGUCAGGACAUUUCACGUGGAUAAAUAUUCAGAAACACGAUAUUGAAUCGCGUUUCUCUCCUAUAUCACCGACUAGAUCUCCUACUAUGGCAGGCGGUCUUUUUGCUAUUAAUAAAAAAUAUUUUUGGGAAAUUGGUGGUUAUGAUAAUAAAAUGGAUGGUUGGGGAGGCGAAAACUUGGAGAUAUCUUUCAGAAUUUGGCAAUGCGGCGGUACACUAGAAAUUAUUCCUUGCUCCCGAGUUGGUCAUAUAUUUCGAAAUUUCCAUCCAUAUAAAUUUCCAAAUGAUAAAGAUACUCACGGAAUAAAUACUGCUCGUUUAGCGUUUGUAUGGAUGGAUGAUUAUAAAAGAUUAUUUUUACUUCAUCGUAGCGAAUUUAAGGACAAUCCGAAACUUAUUGGAGAUAUAAGUAAACGUUUGGAAUUGCGGAAGAAACUGAAGUGUAAAAGUUUCAAAUGGUAUCUCGAUAACGUUUAUCCGGAAAAAUUCAUCCCUGAUGAAAAUGCAAUAGCUUACGGCCGUGUCAGAUUGCGCAAUAGGCGACUAUGUUUAGAUAAUCUGCAACACGAGGAAGAUAAACCAUAUAAUUUAGGUUUAUAUAAUUGUCAUACUAAGUUAUAUCCAAGUCAGUUUUUCUCAUUAAGCAAGUCUGGUGAAUUACGGAGAGAAGAUACCUGUGGGAGAAUGUUAGAUAUUGAUUCAAAACCGUAUGCACAAAUUCAAAUGUCUGACUGCAGCAAUGAAAAAGGUGGAAAGGAAUGGGUAUUAACGAAGGAUGGCAGAAUAAUACAUGUAGAAACUGGUCUCUGUCUCGAUGGAACUAAACUACAUAACGAUGAGAAUGUACGAGCAACUCGUUGUACUAAUGCACCAGAUCAAUUUUGGAAAUUUGAUUUUUAUUCUAAUAAAGUGUUAUCUGUAUAACAUAUCUUUUAUUGUCUGUUUAGAUUAUAUUCUGAUGUUUGUAUAUUAAGAAAUAAAAAUUUUGUAUUCUUUCUAUAAAA